CUCUCACUCUCCCUUGUCCCCCCUCUCCUCCUCCUCCUCCUUCCUCCGUCCCUCCUCGCCGCCCGCCCCCUUUCUCUCAGUCUCCAUCGUCCCUUCAUCUCCAGUCCGCUUGUGUUGUCUCGGUGGCUGGUCGGUGUGGGAGAGCGGAUCUCGCGAGUGUUGGAGUUUUGGUGAGAGUUUGUGGAAGAUGGCGCCUGUUGUGACAGGGAAGUUCGGGGAGCGCCCUCAACCACAGCGCCUGACGAGAGAAGCGAUGAGAAACUAUCUGAAAGAGCGAGGAGACCAAACCGUUCUGAUCCUCCAUGCUAAAGUUGCACAGAAAUCCUACGGCAAUGAAAAAAGGUUCUUUUGCCCUCCUCCAUGUGUGUAUCUGAUGGGCUGCGGCUGGAAAAAAAAGAGGGAACAGAUGGAAAGAGACGGCUGCUCGGAGCAGGAGUCUCAGCCAUGCGCCUUCAUCGGCAUCGGGAACAGUGACCAGGAGAUGCAGCAACUCAACCUGGAGGGGAAGAAUUACUGCACAGCCAAAACGUUGUACAUCUCCGACUCAGACAAGCGCAAGCACUUCAUGUUGUCGGUGCGCAUGCUGUACGGCAACAGCGCCAACAUCGGCGUCUUCCUCAGCAAGCGCAUCAAGGUCAUCUCGAAGCCUUCCAAAAAGAAGCAGUCGCUCAAGAACGCUGACUUGUGUAUAGCGUCUGGAACAAAAGUGGCACUGUUUAACAGACUGCGUUCUCAGACGGUCAGUACACGCUACCUCCAUGUGGAGGGCGGGAACUUUCAUGCCAGCUCACAACAGUGGGGAGCCUUCUAUAUUCACCUCUUGGAUGAUGAGGAAUCCGAGGGAGAGGAAUUCACCGUGCGUGAUGGUUACAUUCACUACGGCCAAACUGUCAAACUUGUCUGCUCUGUCACAGGAAUGGCCCUGCCACGACUGAUCAUCCGGAAGGUGGAUAAGCAGACGGCCUUGUUGGACGCAGACGACCCCGUGUCUCAGCUGCAUAAGUGUGCCUUCUACCUAAAGGAUACAGAGAGGAUGUACCUGUGCCUUUCCCAAGAGAGGAUCAUCCAGUUUCAAGCCACUCCAUGCCCAAAAGAACCAAAUAAAGAGAUGAUCAAUGACGGUGCCUCUUGGACAAUCAUCAGCACGGAUAAAGCAGAAUACACCUUCUAUGAGGGAAUGGGUCCAGUCCACUCAUCCGUCACACCGGUGCCUGUUGUUGAAAGCUUACAGCUGAAUGGUGGAGGAGACGUAGCGAUGCUGGAGCUAACAGGGCAGAACUUUGCUCCAAACCUGCGCGUGUGGUUCGGGGACGUGGAAGCCGAGACUAUGUACAGGUGUGGAGAAAGCAUGCUGUGUGUCGUACCGGACAUCUCGGCGUUCCGCGAGGGUUGGCGGUGGGUGAGACAGCCAGUACAGGUUCCCGUAACACUGGUGCGGAACGACGGCAUCAUCUACUCCACCACCCUGACGUUCACAUACACGCCGGAGCCGGGCCCCAGGCCUCACUGCAGCGCAGCCGGAGCCAUCCUGCGCUCCGCUAACAACACCCCCAACACUGACACACCGAAUUCAGUCACGGCAAACUCCUCCAACGCCACAGCCGCUGUGGUCUCAUAACACACAUGAUAGCACUCGAGAACUUUAAAAAACAAAACAAAAAACAAAACAAAAAAAAAAACACAAAACAAAAAAAAAAAACUACAGGUACAUUUCAACAAAGUGCUGCAUAUAGAUUUCAAAACUGAACAGUUUAUUGGGCAACAUAAACACAAAGUCAAGGAGUCCGGAGAGGAAAACCGAACAGGGGGGAAAGCGAAGCGGGAUUGGAGGUCGACGAGAGAGUUGGCGCUUGGUGACGGACAUGGCCGAACCGGCUGAGAACACCCGCGCCUGUCGAGAUCCAGAAGACGAGAACAUCCGACCGUAGCAAUGAUGCAUUUAAUCAAGAAGUCUCUACGCCACCUUUUAUUUGAAUUCCAUCUAUCCCCCUACACUUUCCUGGUUUGUGUUUGUGUGAAGGAGUACAACGGCUUAUCACCUGUGGCUCGGUCUGGACUUAUGAGACGAGGGUCACGUUAAAUUUGUAAAUGAAACGUAGUUUUUAUGGACCAAGGUUAUUGCGUAAGCUUUAGUAAAGGUACAUUUUCCUCCAUACAUUUCUUUUUUGUAUCUAAACAUAUAGUAUGCUUUUGUUACCAAAUAGAUUCUGUUCCUACUCUGAGUUUUUACACAUUUUUGGUUAUUUCCUUUCUUUUAUUUUCCAUUCGGGAUGCGGCAUAGCAGGGUGCUGUGGCCGUCUCUUGGCUUUUGUGUAUAGCUUUUUUCCCACCUAUAUACGUAUAGAUACGUGUAUACGUAUCUCCUUUUCACGUUUGCUCGGACUUCAUUUUUGAUACUUCUCAAUUUUUGAUAUGGGACUUGUAAUUUCUUUCUUUUUUUUAUUUGAAGUUGUUUUGCUUUGGGAAGAAACUCAGAGGGUCUAUUUUUAUUAUUGAUUUUUUUUUUUUUAUUAUUAUUAUUAUUUAGAUUUUUUUUUUUUUUUACACAAAUUCUCUGAAAAGAACAAAAAAGCUUUAAGCAACGCCUCUGCCUUGUCUGCAAUAUGGCGUGUAUAUGCUUCCUUUAAGGAUUUUAUAAUAGUGUGUUAGGUAUCACAGGAGGAGCAGCGACGUCUCUCUUCCUCCUGUUCAAAACAGCGAAACGCACCGGUCGCAAUACAGAGGUGUGUCCACUAAACCGUUGCCGCUCAAUACCGAUCGUUUCUAGCGCGCACACGGCGUGGGACGAUGGGACGCAGCGCUGCUGUGUUUGGACGCUGUUGCCAUCCGAGCGUCUGGACUGGACAGAUUAUCUUUCGGGUCGAGCUCUGAAAUCAUGGUGUCUCCUAAAAACAUGUUUAAAAUUCCUUUGUCUUCCUAAAUUUUUUUUUAAUUUUGCUAAUAGGAUGUUGGAAUGAUUUUUAUUAUUAUUAUUAUUUUUUGUUUUUUUACAAAAUAACUGGAUUAUUUAAUAUUCUUCCAUUAGACGUGGCCUUACUGUAACAACACAUUUAGUUCAAGUGCAGUUCACACCUUAAGACCGUGGCCUGUGACUAUAAACUCUUGAGCUCAGCCUUGUGUUGUUGUUUUGUUAUGUUUUUUUUUAUUCAUUAACAAGGCUGUUUAAAGUUCAGACUUGACGCCCUUAACUUCUGCAUGUGGUCAAAACUUUUCGAUGCCCUCACAUUAACAUACCCAAAGAUGUUGUAGUUGUUUCCGUGUGUGGAAUUAACGGAAGAGUGUGUUGGCAGCCGUGGCCUCUCGUACACCAAAAAAAAAAAAGAAGAAAAAAAAAGGUCGAGCUUUACUUUUUUCGUCACUUAUCGAUGUGUUCCUCGUGGCCUUGCUAACACACUAAUGUAUCUGAAGAUUAUUAAUGCCAGCUAGGAGAAACUAACGAAUCAGCCUGCUGUAGUAGUUUUGUACAGUAGAUUAACUUGCGUGGAGCGUCACUAUGCUUCCUUUUGCUAAAAGCGUUCGUAUUUCAUCGCGCCCGCGUCUGCGCAUCGUAGCCUAGCGACCUAUCUGUUUCCCCAGCGAUCCGGUGUGUGGUGACGAGAGACUAGAGAAGUGUCCAGUAGAAGUUUAAUGCCCUUUAGAUGUACGUUUUGUUGUUCAAAGAUGUAUGCCUACAGCAAUAUUGUAUAGGUUCUGUGUCUCGGUCUGUGGGAGUAAGCACUGAUUUUCACCAGCCUGAUCCACGUGGAGUGGUUCUGAUCAACAGCACGCGCGCCUGGACUUCACUUUGCCCAUCACUUUACUGUAGACUAAUAUGCAGUGUGAUUUUCUUUUUUUUUUCUUUUCCUUCUUUAAAGAAUAAUAAAACGACUUCCCUGCUCGAUUAGCGAACGCUGAAGGACGGUCUUUAAAACCAA
Ictalurus punctatus (channel catfish) is the source of this 3914-nucleotide messenger RNA. RefSeq names its product recombination signal binding protein for immunoglobulin kappa J region b (gene rbpjb). Lineage: Eukaryota; Metazoa; Chordata; Actinopteri; Siluriformes; Ictaluridae. Gene Ontology annotation, molecular function: DNA-binding transcription activator activity, RNA polymerase II-specific; RNA polymerase II cis-regulatory region sequence-specific DNA binding. Gene Ontology annotation, cellular component: nucleus; MAML1-RBP-Jkappa- ICN1 complex. The coding region runs from base 188 to 1618 and encodes 476 amino acids. Gene Ontology annotation, biological process: Notch signaling pathway; regulation of transcription by RNA polymerase II. The transcript is spliced from 11 exons. The record is from RefSeq and is a predicted model, not a curated record.